GGGAUGCGGAGGGAACAGUUUUCUUGUUUAUCGGAAAGCGUAAGGAUAGUUGAUCAUGCCUGAUCCAGCCAAGUCCGCUCCAGCCCCGAAGAAAGGCUCCAAGAAAGCGGUGACCAAGACCCAGAAGAAAGAUGGGAAGAAGCGCAGGAAGACAAGGAAGGAGAGUUACGCCAUUUACGUGUACAAGGUGCUGAAGCAGGUGCACCCCGAUACCGGCAUCUCCUCCAAGGCCAUGAGCAUCAUGAACUCCUUUGUCAACGAUGUGUUUGAGCGCAUCGCAGGGGAAGCCUCCCGCCUGGCUCAUUACAACAAGCGCUCCACCAUCACCUCCCGGGAGAUCCAGACCGCGGUCCGCCUGCUGCUGCCUGGGGAGCUGGCCAAGCACGCCGUGUCCGAGGGCACCAAGGCUGUCACCAAGUACACCAGCGCCAAGUAA
This is a messenger RNA of Xenopus tropicalis (tropical clawed frog), 436 nucleotides long. RefSeq names its product histone H2B 1.1. The coding region runs from base 56 to 436 and encodes 126 amino acids. The record is from RefSeq and is a predicted model, not a curated record. Gene Ontology annotation, cellular component: chromosome; nucleus; nucleosome. Gene Ontology annotation, molecular function: structural constituent of chromatin; DNA binding; protein heterodimerization activity. The transcript has a single exon. NCBI's taxonomy places the organism in Eukaryota, Metazoa, Chordata, Amphibia, Anura, Pipidae.